Gorilla gorilla gorilla (western lowland gorilla) is the source of this 3945-nucleotide messenger RNA. It is a transcript of the gene LEF1, whose product is annotated as lymphoid enhancer binding factor 1. Gene Ontology annotation, cellular component: beta-catenin-TCF complex; chromatin. The record is from RefSeq and is a predicted model, not a curated record. Lineage: Eukaryota; Metazoa; Chordata; Mammalia; Primates; Hominidae. Gene Ontology annotation, biological process: canonical Wnt signaling pathway; regulation of transcription by RNA polymerase II. Bases 1575 to 2819 code for a protein of 414 amino acids. The transcript is spliced from 11 exons. Gene Ontology annotation, molecular function: DNA-binding transcription factor activity, RNA polymerase II-specific; RNA polymerase II cis-regulatory region sequence-specific DNA binding.
AAAGGAGUGGGUGGGUGGGGGCCAAGAAAAUAGAUACUUAGAUGAUGAAGUCAAGCCACUGCGGCAAUGUUUCUUGUCAGUUUCACGCGGGCAAAGCGUGCCUCUCGGUGGGUUAUAAGCAGCGCCCGGUCCUUCCUUCUCUCGCCAAGUUGCCUGAUCCUUCCCUCCAGGCGCGCGCGCACACACCACACUCACACACCCCAAAACCAAGACUCGUCCUACAGGAUCUGGGAAAAGAAAAAGAAAAAAAAGCCCUCAAUCACCACCUCCUUCUCGCCUACUCCCCCUCACCCCCCGCCUCCCCUCCAGCGGGCAGCCAAGGAGAGCUAGAGGCGGGGGAGGGGAGAGGGAGGAGAAGCGACGCAAGUGGGUAGCUUUUCAGCGCCGGCGAGGCGCGGGAGGAGGAGAAGCAGUGGGGAGGCGCAGCCGCUCACCUGCGGGGCAGGGCGCGGAGGAGGGACCCGGGCUGCGCGCUCUCGGGCCGAGGAACCAGGACGCGCCCGGAGCCUCGCACGCGGCCAAGCUCGGGGCGUCCCCUCCCCUCGGCUGGGCGAACCCAAGGGGCGCAGCUCUUCGCUUUGACAGAGCUGGCCGGCGGAGGCGUGCAGAGCGGCGAGCCGGCGAGCCAGGCUGAGAAACUCGAGCCGGGAACAAAGAGGGGUCGGACUGAGUGUGUGUGUCGGCUCGAGCUCCGGGCAGAGGCAUUUGGGCCCGAGGCCCCCGCUGUGACUCCCCGAGACUCCGCAGUGCCCUCCACUGCGGAGUCCCCGCGCUUGCCGGCAAAAACUUUAUUCUUGGCAAACUUCUCUUUCUCUUCCCCUCCUCCUCGUCCCCCAUCUUCUGCUCCUCCUCCUUCUCUAGCAGAUUAAAUGAGCCUCGAGAAGAAAAACCGAAGCGAAAGGGAAGAAAAUAAGAAGAUCUAAAACGGACAUCUCCAGCGUGGGUGGCUCCUUUUCCUUUUUCUUUUUUUCCCACCCUUCAGGAAGUGGACGUUUCGUUAUCUUCUGAUCCUUGCACCUUCUUUUGGGGCAAACGGGGCCCUUCUGCCCAGAUCCCCAAUCUUUUCUCGGAAAACAAACUACUAAGUCGGCAUCCGGGGUAACUACAGUGGAGAGGGUUUCCGCGGAGACGCGCCGCCGGACCCUCCUCUGCACUUUGGGGAGGCGUGCUCCCUCCAGAACCGGCGUUCUCCGCGCGCAAAUCCCGGCGACGUGGGGUCGCGGGGUGGCCGCCGGGGCAGCCUCGUCUAGUGCGCGCCGUGCAGACGCCCCCGGAGGCGCCAGCUACCGCAGCCCUCGCCGCCCAGUGCCCUUCGGCCUCGGGGGCGGGCGCCUGCGUCGGUCUCCGCGAAGCGGGAAAGCGCGGCGGCCGCCGGGAUUCGGGCGCCGCGGCAGCUGCUCCGGCUGCCGGCCGGCGGCCCCGCGCUCGCUCGCCCGCCCCGCUUCCGCCCGCUGUCUUGCUGCACGAACCCUUCCAACUCUCCUUUCCUCCCCCACCCUUGAGUUACCCCUCUGUCUUUCCUGCUGUUGCCGCGGGUGCUCCCACAGCGGAGCGGAGAUUACAGAGCCGCCGGGAUGCCCCAACUCUCCGGAGGAGGUGGCGGCGGCGGGGGGGACCCGGAACUCUGCGCCACGGACGAGAUGAUCCCCUUCAAGGACGAGGGCGAUCCUCAGAAGGAAAAGAUCUUCGCCGAGAUCAGUCAUCCCGAAGAGGAAGGCGAUUUAGCUGACAUCAAGUCUUCCUUGGUGAACGAGUCUGAAAUCAUCCCGGCCAGCAACGGACACGAGGUGGCCAGACAAGCACAAACCUCUCAGGAGCCCUACCACGACAAGGCCAGAGAACACCCCGAUGACGGAAAGCAUCCAGAUGGAGGCCUCUACAACAAGGGACCCUCCUACUCAAGUUAUUCCGGGUACAUAAUGAUGCCAAAUAUGAAUAACGACCCAUACAUGUCAAAUGGAUCUCUUUCUCCACCCAUCCCGAGAACAUCAAAUAAAGUGCCCGUGGUGCAGCCAUCCCAUGCGGUCCAUCCUCUCACCCCCCUCAUCACUUACAGUGACGAGCACUUUUCUCCAGGAUCACACCCGUCACACAUCCCAUCAGAUGUCAACUCCAAACAAGGCAUGUCCAGACAUCCUCCAGCUCCUGAUAUCCCUACUUUUUAUCCCUUGUCUCCGGGUGGUGUUGGACAGAUCACCCCACCUCUUGGCUGGCAAGGUCAGCCUGUAUAUCCCAUCACGGGUGGAUUCAGGCAACCCUACCCAUCCUCACUGUCAGUCGACACUUCCAUGUCCAGGUUUUCCCAUCAUAUGAUUCCCGGUCCUCCUGGUCCCCACACAACUGGCAUCCCUCAUCCAGCUAUUGUAACACCUCAGGUCAAACAGGAACAUCCCCACACUGACAGUGACCUAAUGCACGUGAAGCCUCAGCAUGAACAGAGAAAGGAGCAGGAGCCAAAAAGACCUCACAUUAAGAAGCCUCUGAAUGCUUUUAUGUUAUACAUGAAAGAAAUGAGAGCGAAUGUCGUUGCUGAGUGUACUCUAAAAGAAAGUGCAGCUAUCAACCAGAUUCUCGGCAGAAGGUGGCAUGCCCUCUCCCGUGAAGAGCAGGCUAAAUAUUAUGAAUUAGCACGGAAAGAAAGACAGCUACAUAUGCAGCUUUAUCCAGGCUGGUCUGCAAGAGACAAUUAUGGUAAGAAAAAGAAGAGGAAGAGGGAGAAACUACAGGAAUCUACAUCAGGUGGAAAACGAAGCUCAUUCCCAACGUGCAAAGCCAAGGCAGCGACCCCAGGACCUCUUCUGGAGAUGGAAGCUUGUUGAAAACCCAGACUGUCUCCACGGCCUGCCCAGUCGACCCCAAAGGAACACUGACAUCAAUUUUACCCUGAGGUCACUGCUAGAGACACUGAUCCAUAAAGACAAUCACUGCCUACCCCUCUUUCGUCUACUGCAAGAGCCAAGUUCCAAAAUAAAGCAUAAAAAGGUUUUUUAAAAGGAAAUGUAAAAGCACAUGAGAAUGCUAGCAGGCUGUGGGGCAGCUGAGCAGCUUUUCUCCCCUCAUAUCUGUGUGCACUUCCCAGAGCAUCUUGCAUCCAAACCUGUAACCUUUCGGCAAGGACAGUAACUUGGCUGCAUUUGCCUGUCAUGCGCAACUGGAGCCAGCAACCAGCACAUCCAUCAGCACCCCAGUGGAGGAGUUCAUGGAAGAGUUCCCUCUUUGUUUCUGUCUUCAUUUUUCUUUCUUUUCUUUUCUCUUAAAGCUUUUAUUUAACAGUGCAAAAGGAUCAGUUUUUUUUGCUUUUUUAAACUUGAAUUUUUUUAAUUUACACUUUUCAGUUUUAAUUUUCUUGUUGUAUAUUUUGCUAGCUAUGAGCUUUUAAAUAAAAUUCAAAGUUCUGGAAAAGUUUGAAAUAAUGAAAUAAAAAGAAGCCUUCUUUUUCUGAGACAGCUUGUCUGGUAAGUGGCUUCUCUGUGAAUUGCCUGUAACACAGUGGCUUCUCCGUCCUUGUAAGGUGUUCAAUAGAGCUAAAUAAAUGUAAUAGCCAAACCCACUCUGUUGGUAGCAAUUGGCAGCCCUGUUUCAGUUUAUUUUUUCUUCUGUUUUCUUCUUUUCUUUUUUUAAACAGUAAACCUUAACAGAUGCAUUCAGCAGACUGGUUUGCAGUGAAUUUUCAUUUCUUUCCUUAUCACCCCCUUGUUGUAAAAAGCCCAGCACUUGAAUUGUUAUUACUUUAAAUGUUCUGUAUUUGUAUCUGUUUUUAUUAGCCAAUUAGUGGGAUUUUAUGCCAGUUGUUAAAAUGAACAUUGAUGUACCCAUUUUUUAAAAAAGCAAGGCACAGCCUUUGCCCAAAACUGUCAUCCUAACGUUUGUCAUUCCAGUUUGAGUUAAUGUGCUGAGCAUUUUUUUAAAAGAAGCUUUGUAAUAAAACAUUUUUAAAAAUUGUCA